GCUGAUUUGAGUUUACAGCCGACUUCAGCGCACUAUGCUCUGACAGGCUGACAGGUGAGUUGGGUGUUGGAGACUGUGGCUGGCUGGACUAUGUGGAAGGCAUCAUGGGGACGGGGGGUGGUGCUGCUGCUGCUGCUGGUGCCCCUCCUCCUGGUGGCAUGUGUUGGGACGUCGUCCAGUGACGAGACCGGGACCGGGAAGACGGCCCAGGAGACGGAGGACCAUAAGGGGGGCCCCCCCUCUCCCAAGGCCCAGGAGACGGAGGACCAUAAGGGGGGCCCCCACUCUCCCAAGGGCCACAUCACGAUGGUGGUGGUGGGUUGCACGGGGGACCUGGCUAAGAAGUACCUGUGGCAGGGCAUCUUCCACCAGUACCUGAGCAGCGUGGGCAAGGGCCACAGCUUCUCCUUCAUCGGCGGAGGCCUGUCGCCCGAGGACAAGGGCACGCCGCGCCUCUUCGACAUCCUGGCGGCCCAGACGUGCCCGCCGGAGGUGCCCGAGGCGCGCUGCACGCUGGUCAAGGCCCAGUUCCUGCGGCUGGUGCACUACCGGCAGCUGAGGAACGCAGAGCACUACCAGGCGCUGGGCCGCCACAUCUCCACGCAGCUGGAGGAGGAGGGCCUGGAGGAGGCCGGACGCCUCUUCUACCUCUCCGUACCGCCCACCGCCUACGCCGACAUCGCCGAGAACGUGAAACGAAGCUGCCGCCCACCGCCCCAGGGGCAGGGGCAGGGCCAGGGGCAGGGGCGGGGCGCCUGGCUCAGGGUGGUGCUGGAGAAGCCGUUCGGGCACGACCUGAGCAGUGCCCAGGAGAUGCUGACCCGCGUGGCCAAGUCGCUCAAGGAGGAGGAGGUGUACCGGAUAGACCACUACCUCGGAAAGCAGGUUGUGUCUCAGAUAUUGCCCUUCAGAAAACAGAACAGCAAAUUCCUCCAACCUAUCUGGAAUAAAAACCACAUUGACCGCGUGGACAUUGUGCUCAAGGAAACCCUGGAUGCAAAAGGUCGCAUCUCCUUCUACGACCAGUACGGCGUGAUCCGGGACGUGAUCCAGAACCACCUGACGGAGGUGCUGACGCUGCUGACCAUGAGCGUGCCCCGGAACCUGACGGACUGCUACGAAGUGGACCGCAACAAGCAGCGCGUCUUCGCCUCGCUCCACCGCCUGGAGAAGGGCAGCGCCGUGAUUGGACAGUACCAGGCCUACAACACCGAGGUGCAGAGCGAACUGAACAAGACCAAGGACCACUUCAGCUUCACGCCCACCUUCGCAGGUAUUGCCAUCCACACGUCGCUGCCCCAGUACGAGGGGGUGCCCAUGCUCCUGGUGUCCGGCAAGCGGCUGGACGAGCGUGUGGGCUACGCGCGCGUCGCCUUCAAGAACAACGUCUUCUGCGUGGAGGACCAGAGCAGCGUGAGCUGCAAGCCGCGGCAGAUCGUCUUCUACAUCGGGCACGGCCUGCUCCGCUACCCGGCCAUCCUGGUCAGCAAGAACCUCUUCAGGCCCGGCCUGGUCAGCAGCGCCUGGAAGGAGGUGGAGGAGGAGAACGGGGACGAGCUGCUGUUCGGCCUGCGCCUGUCCGACUACUACAUCCAGACACCCGUGGUGGAGCGAGAGGCCUACACUGAGCUCAUCUCGCAGGUCUUCCAGGGCCGCAGGGAGCGCUUCGUCAGCGCCGACAGCCUGCUGGCAUCGUGGCGGUUCUGGACGCCGCUCCUGAGGAGCCUGGAGAAGGAGUUCCCGCGGCCGUACCUGGGCAGCCCCCACAACGCCAACCGACUCGACUUCCAGCUGCACGGACGCCAGCUGCGCUUCACCAGCCAGGACGCGGUCAACCUCAUCGGCCAGGAGAACACACACGAGAGCUUCCAGGUGAUGCACGGUAAGUUCCGCGGCGCGGACAUGGUGUCGGCGUGGCCAGAGGAGCUGGUGGAGCGUCUGGCCCGAGACAUGGAGGAGGCGGCGGAGGAGGCGGCGCUGUCCGGAUCCCCCUUCCACCUGGCGCUGUCCGGGGGCUCCAGCCCGCUGGCCCUCUUCAGACGCCUGGCGCAGCACCACCACGCCUUCCCCUGGUGGAACACGCACGUCUGGCUGGCCGACGAACGCUGCGUGCCGCCCGGCGAGCCCGACUCCAACUUCCUGGCGCUGCACGAGCACCUGCUGCAGCACGUGCGCCGGCUGCCGUACUUCAACAUCCACCCCAUGCCCGUGCUGCUCGACCAGCGGCUGUGCGUCGAGGAGGACGGCGGCGCGGGCGUGUACGAGCGCGACAUCGCGCGGCUGGUGAACGCCUCCAGCUUCAGCUACGUGCUGCUGGGCGUGGGCUUCGACGGCCACACGGCCUCGCUGUUCCCUGGCAACGCGCUGGAGCCGCACGGCGAGCGGCUGGUCACGCUGUCCGAGAGCCCCGUCAAGCCGCACCAGCGCAUGAGCCUGACGUUCGGCGCCAUCAACCGGGCGCGGCGGGUCAGCGUGCUGGUCAUGGGCAAGGGGAAGCACGAGCUGGUCACCCAGCUGAGCCGCAUCAAGGACGCCGCGGACCGGUGGCCCAUCACAAAGAUCCAGCCCACCAGCGGGAAGCUAGUGUGGUACAUAGACUAUGAAGCCCUGCUGGGGCAAUGAGUACGUUCCCUCGAUGUGUCGAUAAUAUGUCCCUGAGUGCGUUACAAUAUGCGACCUUGCCUCCUCCACUUGUGCUCGUCUCCUCGCCCCACCUCCUGGCCCCUCCUCCGUGGAGAAACCGAUAAAGUUUCCCAGCUGUCAGCCUAGCCACAACAACUUUUCAGGGACUGUUUUUCAUUCACCAUCCCAAUUGCAAAUGAGAAGAAGGCUUUACAAUUGAGUUUUUGCAAGAUAUUGAAAUAUAAUACUGUGGUCAGUGAUGUCAUCAUACAAGUGGAGGAGGCAAGGUCACAUAUUGGAACGCACUACCUGUCUGUGCUGACAAUCAGAUGUUAUGUGUUUGUUAUUAUGUGUGCUUAAUGUUUGCUUUUGACCAACUGAUAAACUCUUGAUGAUGGUGUUGUAUUUUUUUUUAAUUGUUUGCACAAAGGUGAAUUUUUAACCGUAUGAAUGAGAAGGCAAGUGGCUGACGAAUGUUACAUGCACUUCAACUGAACCACACCUGUUGCACUCAACAGUAGCUCCAGUGUCCUUACAAUACAAUCAAAUGAAUGCUGUACAGUCACACCAGGACACACCAGAGCAAAAGCGACCAAAGCCAACAGGAAGCUAUCGUCAAGAGCUCAUCUCAGAGCUGCUCGAGGUAGUUUGUCAACCUGGGGCAUUCCAAGAUAUGAACAUUCUCUUCUUACCUUUCCGUUGUAAAUUAUUUUGGUCAGCAGCACCCUAAAAGAAGAGAAAACUCCUGUUUGGGUGAAGCCUGCUCCAACCUUUAUGAAGAUAAGAAACAUUCCAAGAGGUUUUCGCCAAACCAUGCCAACCAUGCUCAUUACCAUAAAGUGAACUGACUUUUAGCGGACUUCCACUGCAAUGAAUUCACUAUGGUCGAUUCCGGUCUGUUCAGUGUCUGCUCGGUUUACAUACCAUUCGCAUUACAAUCUCAGGUAGGGGAGGGGGUAUUAUAGAUGUUAUUUGGAAUUCAGGUGUAGUUCAUUUUAUAGAACUUGAAUCAACCAUGAACUUUUUGGAAGUAUUAAUUCACAAAUGCUGGAUACAGAGGUCUUUUCAUGUGUUAAUCAAUAUCUGUAAAAAAAAAUGUGCCAAAUUGUUUAUAAAUUCUUUGAAAUAUUAGUUAUACACGUAAUCAGUCAGGAAUGUGAUUUUCUUUCCUGAUCUUUUUUUUUUUUUAAAUUGUGUACCCACAUCAUCUUUAUUCUGCCUUUUUAAAGAGGGCGUGAAAUGUACAAUAUGUCGAACGAAAAACAGCAACUACUAUGUAGGCAGCAGAUGAAGCGGGCUUAUCAAAGUAAUGUGUCUCGACCAGGGGUGUCAAACUUAGGUGCCAUUUCCACGUAGCUGGAUAUUUUUAUAUGUGGAUAUUUUUUUCUCCUGGUUGCAUUGGUUUUGCAUUGGUUUUGGCCUUCCGUUUCCACGUAGCAGAUAUUUAAAAUCCAGGUAUAAAAAGCAGGAGAAAAAAAAUAUCCUAGUUUAGGGGGCUGAAACGCAUUAGUUACAAUGGAGGAAUUAUUUUUAUCCACAUGUUGCAUUUACACGUAAAAAGGAGAAACAAAUACCCUGCUAAAAAAAUAUCCUUCUAAAAAAAUAUCCUGCAUAUACAUAAACAAUAAACAGCACCUCGUUUCGGUUCAGGGGCCACAGCCAAUUUGAAAUAUCAUACUUUUCAGAUUCACAUUGGAAUCCCAUUGCUGGUCUAUCAUUUUGAGAUGAAUGACAGUGACGACCAUUGACUGUGGGCAUUUCUCAAAACCUAGUGCAGUGCACUUCUAAGUGUAUUGGCCUAAUUAGUCACGCCCAGUGAUUGGAUACUCUUUCGUGAACUCUACAGAAUAUCCAAUCACUGGGUGUGACUAAUAAAGGGUAUCCAAUCACUGGGAGGGACUAAUUAGGCUGAUACACUUGGACGUGCACUGCACUAGGUUUUGAGAGAUGCCCUGUGAGUGACGAGCAAAAAAAGUACUGAAAACCUGAAAUCUCAGACACCUGCUGCAACUUUGUAAUGGGCUAGAGAUUUACUUCUUUUUCUCUACAAGAACCAUCUGCCGGUACGGACCUUGCCCACGGGCCUUUUGUUUGACACCCCUAGUCUAGACAAAAUGUUGGAACUGAGCAAAGUAGUAAUGCCUCUUUUCCACUGCUGAUUUUCUGGUAGGCCUACAGCUGGACACAGAGCGCCUUGGCCGCCACUUUUUGCAUCACGAUUAAGCUGUGUCGUGCCUAUUCGAAAAGCAAAAAGUGGCGACUGAGUCAGGCUUUGUCGAGCUACAGGCCUACCAGUGGAAAAGAGGCAUAAGUGUACAAUCUUAGAUCGGGGGCCAAAAAAUUACCAGCCUAUCAACACCACUGUGGCUACUCAAAAAAUGUAUUACCUGGAAAUAUUUCCACUCAUUUAUCAGAUGAAGGAUUGGGAAGUCUCUGUGAGAAUACUGUGAAUAAUGUGUCUGAGGGAAUGAAAACAUAAUGUUACUCGGAGCGCUGUAAAGAGGACAGGGGCCGCCGGGAUGUAAAUUCGGUUCUUCUAUAACUGUCAUACCCCACAAAAGUUUUGUGAGGGCCCGCACCCCUGAAAGUCUUGGUUGGCAGCUGCAGCUUUUCAAACUUGCCUCAUUUUCAGUGCAGAAGUUUAGUGCACCAUACUGCUGCUUUAUUACCACCUCUUAAUUUCUUGGCUUGCUGAAAUUUUGACUCUAAUGCCUCUUUUCCACUGACGGUUUUCUGGUAUGCCUACAGCUCGACACAAGCGUGACUCGGCUGAAACUUUUUGCUUUUCCAUUGGGACCGACACUAUUCAAUUGAAGACCAAAAAGUGGUGGCAGAGUCUGGCUGUGGUCGAGCUGUAGGCCUACCAGAAAAUCGGCAGUGGAAAAGAGGCAUUAGCCUUCAUCAGAGUCUGCUUAAAGCGGAUGCAUUAGCACCCUAAAAAAUGAAAUGGUGGUUCCUCAGACAAGUGCCUUUCCAAGAGACAUGGGUAUACUGGUACAUGACGGUUGUUGUAAGUGUGGACCACAUUUUCGAAUGUUGUAAGACUGCAUUGUACUGUACAUACAUAGUAACAGGGAAAUGAUGGUACUGUACUUGGUUAUUAUACACCUUGAGUCUUAUUUCACACUUUGAAUAUAUUCCAUUUUACUUGGGUACCAGAUUUCUGAUGAAUAAAAUCAAUUUUUGAUAUUUUCCUUUA
Engraulis encrasicolus (European anchovy) is the source of this 5821-nucleotide messenger RNA. RefSeq names its product hexose-6-phosphate dehydrogenase (glucose 1-dehydrogenase) (gene h6pd). Gene Ontology annotation, cellular component: endoplasmic reticulum. The coding region runs from base 91 to 2622 and encodes 843 amino acids. Gene Ontology annotation, molecular function: NADP binding; glucose-6-phosphate dehydrogenase activity; 6-phosphogluconolactonase activity. The record is from RefSeq and is a predicted model, not a curated record. NCBI's taxonomy places the organism in Eukaryota, Metazoa, Chordata, Actinopteri, Clupeiformes, Engraulidae. The transcript has 9 exons. Gene Ontology annotation, biological process: pentose-phosphate shunt; pentose-phosphate shunt, oxidative branch; glucose metabolic process.